Molecule: messenger RNA, 1596 nt
Organism: Heterocephalus glaber (naked mole-rat)
Lineage: Eukaryota; Metazoa; Chordata; Mammalia; Rodentia; Bathyergidae
Source: RefSeq, a predicted model, not a curated record
GCGCGGCGAGACGGCUGAGGGCCAGACCCGGGCGGGGCCGCGCCGUCCUCUGGGGGGAAGCGGGGCGGGCGCGGGAGAGGCGCGGCGAGCCCAGGGCAGCUCCGAGGGCCCGGUGCCCGCCCUGCCGGACCCGGGCGAGGCAUCCGGGCCGAACAGGUGGCCCUGGAGGAUGCGCCCAGGGUGGAGCGGGAGGCGAGAGGGAGGAGCGGGGGGCGGGAGAAAGGAGCGGCCGAGGCCCGGCCUCCCCCAGGGGCCCAGGAGCCCCAAGGCCGGCCCGGCGGGGACCUCGUGUCCGGCUGGUGGCCCGGGGACGUCGCUUCAGUACCUGCGCCUUCCGAGCCCCGCCCUGCCUCGGAUGAGUCGCGGCCCGGGCCCUCAGGAUUGCGGCCCGCCGGACCUGGCCGAGGAAGGGCUCGCCCCUUCGUCCCAGAGCAGCCUGUGCCGGCGAGGUCCUUCCCUGAAGCCCACCUCCCUGAGCCAGCGGAGUGCUGCCCGAGGCUGCCCGGGCCCCAGGCAUGAGGAAGAGAAGCAUGACACGUUGGUAUCAUAAUGGGCUUGCUGCGUAAAGAUAGCAGCAUAAUACAUCUUGCCGGUGAUUCCAUGAAGGACUCCAGACUUCCGACUAUGGAACGCAAUUUUCUAUUUUAUAUCUUUAGGAGAAAAGGCUUAAAGAAUGAAAGAAGGAACCCGGAGCCUGGACUGGAACCCAGAGACCUGGGCAGAGUUUGAAUUGACAGCCCGGACUCCUGAUGAGCAGUAAUCCCCCUGCUUCUGUUUCCCCGUGGCCUCCAUGCCGUGCUUUGGAAGGAGGAGAAGUCAAGCCAGAGAGACGCGACAGUGGAGAGCAAACCCUGGUGCAUUCAUGUCUCUGCCUGGCCCCUCUUCCUGUCAUUUACUUGUCUCUCAAGGCGUUUUUGUCUGUCUCCCUGCUAGAAUCUAAGUUCCAGGAGGCCAGGGAUGUUUGAUUGUCCUGUGCCUCGCUGUGUUCCCAAACCCCGGGCAGUGACUGGCACACACCUAUCGCUCAACAAAUGCUCAAAGGGGAAAAAAUGUGGGGAUAAUUGAUUUAGAAAAACGUGGGUAAUAAAGAAAAUGUUGUUGGAGAACAAGCCAUUUCAAGUCUUGAUUUACACAGGUAAAUUUAACUGGAAAAAGUUACUAAAAUAUUUCAUAGGGUUUUUCCCCAAAUUAUUAUUUUUUAUUGAUAUAUAUAGUCCAUCUACCAUUAAAAUUAACCCAUUUAAAGCAUAUGUUCCUAUGGUUUUUGGUAUUAUAGAAAGAUUUUCACUAUCUUUUUCAAAGUAUCAACUAUUACAUAUAUAAACUCAGUAUCUGAUGAGACAUGAGAACUGGCCACACAGACAUGUGAAAAAUAUCAGUUCCACCAAACGUCAUUAUUAGACAGUCUUUAGUGACUCUGACACUGAAGUCGUGAAUUGCUAAUAACUAGGGUUUUUCCGUAUGGAAAUCCACAUAAUCCUCUUUAAGUAAUUAAUCACUGUCAAUGCUUAUACUUAAACUUGUAUGAAAAAAUGAUACUCAGAUUGGUUCUGUAUGAUAAAUGCAUAUGAAAACAAUAAAAUUCUAAUUCCGAUU